CCUGUAACUCCCCAGACCCUCGGCUGGGAGGGAGUGCACCUGUCAUCUUGUCUCCCAUCUCCUUGCCAGGUCCCCACCUGUACCCAUUUUUCCAUCUCCCUGACUCCUGCCCUGCCACACAUCUCCCUGAUCUCUCACUCCACAUCUCUCUGGGAAGUGAAAGUGUGGUUCCCUUCCUAUUAAUGUGCUUAGGUGCUUGGACUCAGAAGUGGCAUUCCCUGCGAGCCAGUCCCCUUACUGCAGGACUCUGGGCACCUCGCAUACCUCCCAGCCUCUGUUUUCUCAUCUGUCAAAUGGGUAUAAUUAGAGUGCCUCUCACGUAGGCCUGUUAUGAAGUCAGUGCUACUGGGAGUUGUGGUCCUCCUUGCUUACCGCCUGGAGUUCACAGACACCUUCCCUGUGCACACCCAAGGAUUCUUCUGCUAUGACAGCACCUAUGCCAAGCCCUACCCAGGACCUGAGGCUGCCAGCCGAGCACCCCCUGCACUCAUCUAUGCCCUAGUCACUGCUGGACCCACCCUCACGAUUCUGCUGGCCGAGCUGGCGCGUGCCUUUUUCCCUGCACCACCCUCAGCCAUCCCCACUAUCCGGGAGAGCACUAUCGUGUCUGGGGCCUGCUGCCGCUUCAGCCCCCCACUCCGGAGGCUAGUUCGCUUCCUAGGGGUCUACUCCUUUGGCCUCUUCACCACGACCAUCUUCGCCAAUGCGGGGCAGGUGGUGACCGGCAACCCCACGCCGCACUUCCUGUCCGUGUGCCGCCCCAACUACACAGCGCUGGGCUGCCUGCCGCCCUCACCCGACCGGCUGGGUCCUGACCACUUCGUCACUGACCAGGGUGCCUGCGCUGGCAGCCCCAGCCUGGUGGCCGCUGCGCGCCGCGCCUUCCCCUGCAAGGAUGCGGCCCUUUGUGCCUACGCAGUUACCUACACAGCGAUGUACGUGACACUCGUAUUCCGCGUGAAGGGCUCCCGCCUGGUCAAACCAUCACUCUGUCUGGCCCUGCUGUGCCCCGCCUUCCUGGUGGGUGUGGUCCGUGUGGCUGAGUAUCGGAAUCACUGGUCAGAUGUACUGGCUGGUUUCCUGACUGGGUCUGCCAUCGCUACCUUUCUGGUCACCUGUGUCGUGCAUAACUUCCAGAGCCGGCCACCUUCUGGUCGAAGGCUCUCCCCCUGGGAGGAUCUGGGCCAAGCCCCCCCCAUGGAUAGCCCCCUCGAAAAGUUAAGUGUGGCCCAGGAACCCGAGGCCUGCAGGCCGCAUUCGACACCGGCACGGCUCACCCCAUCCAAGCCGCAGAACUGCGCCCGCCGUGGCCACCUGAUUCCCAGCUGCGUAUCCUCCAGGGCUCCAGCCAUGUGUUCGUCACCCCGUGUGCCCCGCCCUCGACUGAGGUCUGAGCCGACGCCCCUGCCACUGCCCGUGCCCCUGCCUGCACCGACCCCCAGUCAGGGCCCCUCGCCCUCCUCCCCUGGACCUGGGGGGCCAGGCGGGGGAGGUGGUGGGCGUGGCCGGAAGUUGCUGCUGCCCACACCCCUGCUGCGGGACCUAUACACCCUUAGUGGACUCUACCCCUCUCCAUUCCACCGGGACAACUUCAGCCCUUACCUGUUUGCCAGUCGUGACCACCUGCUGUGAGACCUACC
Molecule: messenger RNA, 1640 nt
Organism: Talpa occidentalis (Iberian mole)
Lineage: Eukaryota; Metazoa; Chordata; Mammalia; Eulipotyphla; Talpidae
Gene: PLPPR2
Product: phospholipid phosphatase related 2
Exons: 8
Coding region: 331-1632 (433 amino acids)
Biological process (GO): phospholipid dephosphorylation; signal transduction; phospholipid metabolic process
Molecular function (GO): phosphatidate phosphatase activity
Source: RefSeq, a predicted model, not a curated record